This is a messenger RNA of Chara braunii, 1952 nucleotides long. NCBI's taxonomy places the organism in Eukaryota, Viridiplantae, Streptophyta, Charophyceae, Charales, Characeae. The record is from the annotation of a GenBank genome assembly.
AUUUGUAAUUUGCCUUUUUUUUAAUCUUUUUUUUCAAGUAAUCAUUGACCCUUUUCGUUCUUUUCUGUGGCAGACCGAAAUGAACAAGAACGACYUGGAUGCUGUGAAGAUGACGGCCACUCCGGACCGGCAGUAUUUUGCCUUGACUGUGCCUGAUCUAAUGGAACGCCGGCCUUCUGUUCGGGUUGCCGACAUAGUAGAAGUCACGUAUAGUGACACURUACCCCAACCUGAAUCCGGCAUGGCGGUCCCUAAUUAUGGGGUCCUUAAUGGGGUCCUUAAUCGGGUACACAAUGGGGUCCCCGCCGCAGUCAUCAAAUAUCAAGGCUACGUGGCCGCAGUCAGAAGAGAAGAGGUCCUCCUACAUCUCCCUCCCGAGCUGCAUGCGGGUCACAUCGACCAUGCAAGUUUGUACGACGUGCGAUUUUUCAUGGGGCGAGUUGUGGAAAAGCGCAAGCACCAUGCUCUCCACCUCCUCCAACCACGUGUGCAGUGGGUGUUCCCAUCGCCAAGGAAGGUGCGAGAAGUCUCUGGGAACCUCUCGCGCGUGAAUGCGGACGUGAUCAGCCGUUGUGUUCAAAGUACGUCCAUCGCAGGCCCUUCACUGAACGAGGAGCAGUCGAAGGCGCUCACAGAUAUCCUCCGUCUGACGGAGUUCUCCAUGGGAGGAGGAGGAGGAGGAAAAGGGAAGUCGAAAGGAUUCAAAGGAGGAGGAGGAAAAUGCAAGGCGAAAGGAGGAGGAGGAGGAGGAGGGGGAGAAGGAGCUCCUGCGUACAUUCUCCACGGUCCCCCGGGGACGGGGAAGACGACGACCAUCGUGAAGGCUAUCUGUCACAUUUACAAGCGUUAUCCCUCCUCUCGCAUUCUAGUUUGCACGGCGACGAACACUGCCGCGGAUUCCUUGUUGCUGGCUCUUGUGGGGUGUGGGGUAAAUCAGGGUAUACUGCGUUUGAAUGCCUACACCCGGCCAUUGGAGGGGUGGAACCCUAUACCWGAGGAGGUGGUGAGGUUSUCGAACAGACACAGAGGUGGAGGGUUCGAGACCCCAACUAUGAAGGAGCUGAUGGGAUACCGUGUCGUGGUGUCCACAAGUUGUUCAGCUACUUGUGUCUGGCAAGCCGGGAUAAAACCUGAGAUGUACACCCACGUGUUCGUCGAUGAGGCUGGGAGCAUGGUGGAACCGGAGUGUCUCAUUCCCAUAACCUGCGGCCUGCACCAGAGGUCCGUCGUGGUACUCGCAGGUGAUCACCAGCAGCUUGGUCCCGUUGUGCACUGCCUUCUUUGCAAGGAAAGGAAGGGAGGGGGAGGGGAAGCCGGAGAGGGAGAGGGAGGGGGAGGUGGAGGUGGAGGGGGAGGUGGAGGGAGAGGGGGGGAACUGGAAAUGUCCCUUCUUGAGCGUCUGAUGACGAAGGAGCCAUCGAGGUCUAUCUAUGUGAAUGGUCUUGCUCGACAGGGGGUACAUUGGCCGAAUCUUAUGUUGGCGAUGAUGAUGGCGGGGGAUGAGAUGGAAGAGGAGAAUGAGGUCAGUGAGGAGGAGGUGGGGAUGGAGUCGGCGGAGGAGGAUGAGGAGAAAUAGAUGCUAUGUUUUGACUGUUCCCCGAUUGGAAUGUAAAGUAGGUCUGCAUGCUAUGGUUUAUCUGUUCCAGGAGGGGGAGGAGGAGGAGGAGGAGGUGGAGGAGAGUGAGGGUGAUGGAGGAUGAGGAGAAUGAGGAAGGAUGAGGAUGAGGUAGAUGGAGGAUGAGGAUGAGAAUGAGGUCGAUGGAGGACGAGGAGAAUGAGGAUGAUGGAGUAUGAGGAGUAUGACGUGGAGGGAGGAUGAGGAUGAGGACUUUAGAGGACAAUGGAGGGCGAGAUGGAGGGGGAGGAAUACAUCCUAAGACUGUUCCGUGAAUGGUAUGUAAAGGUCUACAUGCAAUGGGUCAGGACUUUGUAAACAAAACAUGGAGUCAGAC